Molecule: messenger RNA, 2946 nt
Organism: Nelumbo nucifera (sacred lotus)
Lineage: Eukaryota; Viridiplantae; Streptophyta; Magnoliopsida; Proteales; Nelumbonaceae
Product: ABC transporter G family member 9-like
Biological process (GO): transmembrane transport
Cellular component (GO): plasma membrane
Molecular function (GO): ABC-type transporter activity; ATP hydrolysis activity; ATP binding
Source: RefSeq, a predicted model, not a curated record
AUGACACUUCCGUCAAGCUUAUGGGUUUGUGAACGUUUCUGGGCUGCAAUAUCUGCUUGUGGUGUAAAAGCAUCAAACAUAUUUCUGGGACAUAUGGGGAGAGUUCUACUCUGUGGGCCUAGUAAAGGUGGACUCUAUCAGCUCCCUACUUCAGCAUCUAUCGCUUUUGCUCUGUCCUUCGGCAGUAUUGCAUUUAUUGGCAAGAAAACAUCAGUUUGGGUCUGGCAUCAUCGGCUUGAACAUGCUUUAGUAAAAGUAGUUAGAUUGUUUCUUGGUUUGCCACCGCCAACACCAUCUCUGGGUCCCAGUUUUGAUGGCAUCAAUCUUCUUCCAAUGUGUGUAAAUCAGCAACGGGAAUUUGUUCCUGCAGCUCCGUCUUCAUCUCAGACGUCUCCUGGGACUGAUGUACCUAGAUCGGAUAGCUGCAAUGAUAAUGUUGAGAGUGAUGGACCUGUAAAGGACCUUGGUGACCUACCCUAUAUUUUGGGUAUUGAAGCUCAUAAAGAUCACACUGGACUUUAUCUUUAUCUGCGUUGGUAUAUUAUUGAUCUCCUUCAUCAUCCUGGCCUUGAUGGUGUGGAGCCUUUCUCUACUCCUAUGGCUGUAAGUACUAAACUCUCUAGACUUCAUGGAUCACCUAUCUCUGAUCCAUCUCAGUAUAGGAGUAUUAUGGGAGGGUUGCAGUAUCUUACUCUCACUUGCCCUGACAUCACUUUUGCUGUUAACAAGGCUUGUCAAUUCUUACAUAACCCCAUAGAUGAACAUUGGAUAAUAGUUAAGCGUGUUCUUCGGUAUCUCAAACAUACCCUAGAUCACACAUUAAUUUUCUCUUCUCAAUCCCCCACUCAUCUCAUUGCCUUCUCUAAUGCUGAUUGGGCUGGGCGCCUUGAUGACUGCCAGUCUACUGGUGGCUACUGUGUUUAUCUUGGUUCUUAUCUAGUGAUCAAGCCUCGUUCACUUCUUGUGGGAAGAUACCAAAAGUUUAGCGUGGUUUGGCCUUCCUGCCUUGGGGGUUGUCUUUCCUUUUUACUUCCCAAUUGCACCACUUACAAGGGUGUAACUUCUCUUGUAACAUUUGAAAUGGAGAUGAUUGAUACAGAGGCUCAAAAUCAAACCGCUGAGGUCGAAGCAGCUCCCUCCAUUUUUAAGAAAAUGAAUCGUCUGGUCACAUUGAAGUUUGAAGACGUUGUGUACAAGAUCAGCAUCAAGAAAAAAAGAUUUGAUCAUUUCAGAAGCUCCAAGUCUGAAGAGAAAGUGAUGAUACUGAAUGGAGUUUCCGGGUCAGUGUCACCAGGUGAGAUGUUAGCCUUGUUAGGCCCCUCUGGCAGUGGCAAGACAACCCUCUUAACAGCAUUGGGAGGUCGACUUGGUGGGAAGCUUGGUGGAAGUAUAACAUACAAUGGAAAGCCAUUCUCCGUCCUGGUGAAGCGGAUGACUGGAUUUGUGACCCAAGAUGAUGUGCUCUAUCCCCACCUCACUGUCACAGAAACCCUAGUUUUCACUGCUCUUCUGCGCUUACCCAACUGUCUCACCAAGGAAGAGAAAAUCACUCAUGCAGAAGUGGUGAUAUCUCAGCUUGGACUCUCUCGCUGCAAAAAUAGCAUUAUAGGGGGUCCUCUCCUUAGAGGGGUCUCAGGUGGAGAGCGCAAAAGGGUGAGUAUUGGGCAAGAAUUACUGAUCAAUCCAAGUUUGCUGCUGCUUGACGAGCCAACAUCUGGUCUAGAUUCAACGACAGCCCAGCAGAUUGUGUCCACCUUGUGGGAGCUGUCUAAAGGUGGACGAACGGUGGUUCUGACCAUACACCAACCUUCUAGCAGGCUAUUUUACAUGUUUGAUAAGGUGUUAUUGUUAUCAGAAGGUAACUCACUGUACUUUGGUAAGGGAGAAGACGCCAUGGAUUACUUCUCUAGCAUUGGGUUUGCUCCAUCUUUCCCCAUGAAUCCUUCAGAUUUCCUCUUGGAUCUUGCCAAUGGUACAUUUUCAAAUAAUAAAGAGGAAGAUCCGAUAGCUCUGAAGCAAGCUUUGGUCUCUGCUUAUAAGAAGAACAUCGUUGGAAAGUUGAAAGCAGAGAUGCAGAGUACUGAAAAUCAUUGUGUAGACAGUGCACGAGAUAGGGAAUCUCCCAAAUGGAACACAACUUGGGGAGAACAAUUCUCUGUGUUGGUCAAAAGAGGAAUGAAGGAAAGAAGACACGAGUACUUUUCUUAUCUAAAAGUGAUUCAAAUAGUGGUUGUCGCCAUACUAGCAGGACUUCUAUGGUGGCAAUCUGAUGUUACCAACAUACAGGAUCAGGUGGGGCUUCUAUUCUUUUACUCUAGCUUCUGGGGUUUCUUCCCUCUGGUUCAGGCAGUCUUCACCUUCCCACAAGAACGAAUGAUGCUUAUUAAGGAGAGAUCAUCAGGCAUGUACAGACUCUCAUCUUACUUCAUUUCCAGGACCAUAGGUGACCUUCCAAUGGAGUUAGCUCUCCCAACUGCUUUCGUGGCCAUAACCUAUUGGAUGGCAGGGUUCAAGCCAAGUGCCACCAGCUUCAUGGAAACCCUAUAUGUUGUUCUACUCAGUGUAAUGGUCUCCCAAGGCCUUGGGCUUGCUAUUGGUUCCAUUGUUAUGAACCCUAAGGCUGCCACUGUCCUUGGGUCUGUGGUCAUUAAUAUUUUCCUUCUCACUGGCGGAUACUACAUACAGAAGAUACCACCUUUCAUGGAAUGGAUUAAGUACAUAUCCAUCAGCCAUUACAACUACAAACUCUUGUUGGGUGCACAAUAUUCAGCUGAUGAGACAUAUCCUUGUGACUUCAAUGUCACCUGUAGAGUUGGAGACUUCCCUACUGUCAAGUAUGCUGGGCUUGAUCGUAAGGCCAUUUCUUAUAUUGCUUUAGGCAUUAUGUUUCUAGCUUAUAGACUCAUUGCAUAUAUUGCCCUCAUGAGGGUUGGAGUGACACGUUGA